AGCAUAACGUGGUCCGGAUGGUCAUACUUUGUUUAGGGCGUCGAAGAAGCAUCACUAUUGAACCAAUAUCAGUUGCCGGAAUUCGCGAUUGAGAAAAACGAAACAAGACCAGGCACUACCAUCAAAACCUCGGCAAUUAUGGCGCAUUUCAAGGGCCAGAAGAUCCCAAUAUGCUAUGCAUCCUGUUCGAUAGGUCACAGCGAUAAGCAUACACUUCCAGAAAAGCUCAAGGCUUUUGCUAGUGCAGGUUUCGAUGCGAUCGAGCUUGCUAUGCCAGACAUUCUGACAUAUGGCCAACAAAUAUCUGAAAGCAAGAAGGAAAUCGAUCCAAAAGACUACGCCACGCUGCGGUCAGUUGCACAGAAAAUUGGCGAGUUAUGCAAGAAAGAAGGCCUGAAAAUAUUGAUCCUGCAGCCGUUUGCCAAUUUCGAAGGUUGGCCCAAAGGCAGUCCAGAAAGGCAAGAUGCCUUUGAUCGAGCCAGGGGAUGGAUGAGUAUCAUGGAGGCAGCUGGCACAGAUAUGAUGCAGAUCGGUUCCUCUGACGCCGAGGGGAUAUCCUCGAGCUUUGACUAUCUGGCUUCCGAUUUGGCUGAAUUGGCGGACAUCUUUGCAGAAAAAGGCUUUCGUAUCGCCUAUGAGAAUUGGUGUUGGGCUACACAUGCACCCACCUGGAAAGAUGUAUGGGAGAUCGUGGAAAAAGCUGACCGACCCAACCUGGGCCUAUGCCUCGACACAUUUCAGAGCGCGGGAGGUGAAUGGGGAAGCCCAACGACAAAAUCUGGGUUGAUCGAGGACGUGGACAAGAGCGAGUUGGACAAGAGGUGGAAGGCCAGUUGUGAAGAGCUCUCCAAAACGGUUCCUCCAGAGAAGAUCUUUUUCCUGCAGAUUUCUGAUGCCUACAAAAUGCAACCGCCCCUGGAAGACAAGCCCGAUGAGAGCGGCCUCAGACCUCGAGGGCAAUGGAGUCAUGACUACCGCCCAAUUCCAUAUAACGGCGGAUAUCUGCCCAUUGAAGAUUUCACCAAAGCUGUACUUGCGACUGGGUUCCGUGGCUGGCUUUCCAUGGAAGUUUUCGACGGCAAGGAUCCGGAGAGAUAUGGUGACGACAUGAAGCCAUUCGCAAAGCAAGCCUUUGAUUCACUGCAGAAGUUGUUGGACGAGGCUGGAGCAUAGAACCUGAUCGUCGCGGAGUUGGCCAGAGAACCAGGUAUUCAUAGUUGUACAGGUCCCACAGACCCACCUGCGGAAGGCAUGUCCUGCAUCAAAAGUCCGUAACUUUGUGUCUCUGAGCCGUGCAGGUUGCUGUAUCCGGUACACGGCAGAUACAAUGCUGUUAGAUGGGCAAAGAACUCCAGGUUCCGCGGUCGUCCUGAGGGAGCGCAUGGCUUGGUGCGACCCUGCUCAAUCCCCAGCCACCAUAUGGUAGCACAGCCUGGUCGUCAGCCUCCAACGGCGUAUGUACCACCUGCGACGAAGAGCGUGUCGUUGCAAACAUGGCUUGGAACGCAUUGUCACACUGCGUGCAAGUCCAAGCCAGCGAAUUGAAUGAAUAAGUCGUACCUGCCAGACCUGUCAAGAAAGAAGCAGUCUGAUUGUCUCAGUUCGGUUUGAAGAGAUCGACAGGGCUUAUCGAGAC
Messenger RNA from Exophiala viscosa, 1636 nucleotides. RefSeq names its product 3-dehydroshikimate dehydratase. The record is from RefSeq and is a predicted model, not a curated record. Lineage: Eukaryota; Fungi; Ascomycota; Eurotiomycetes; Chaetothyriales; Herpotrichiellaceae. The coding region runs from base 139 to 1173 and encodes 344 amino acids. The transcript is spliced from 2 exons.